AUGAUUUUCCCAAGAGGCUUCCAACUCCUCCUCAUACUAGGCUGCACUCUCAGCCUAGCCCUAGCCUACGACAUCUCAAAGCGGCUCGAACCCCCAGGCAAACUAAAAGUGCGACUCGACUUCCCACUCGCGCGCACCUGGCCCGACGAGCCCGAAAACUACAACACGGACCCCCAGCCCGCGCGCACCUGGUUCUGGAGCAGCCACCUCAAAUUCAAAAAGCCCGUCGAGGAGAUCACCGACGGCCAGUUGUGGAAGAUCGCCCUGGACGCCUACAACGAGGUCCCCGCGGACAUGAAGCAGUAUGGGAUCCGGAAAGGCGCGCGGCCGUCGGCCAUGACGGUGCUGGCGUUCGAUCAUGAGAUCAUCCUCGCGUCCUCGCAGAAGGGCGACUCUUUUGCGUAUAAUUAUCCCGAUACCCCGGUUCUUAAGUCCCUUCAGUUGUGUCAGAGUGUGUGGAAGGAUGUGGUUAAGGAUGGGGAUAAUCCGCAUAAUAAUGGUGGGAAGUGUGGGGAGCCGAUGGCGACUCAGUUGUAUUAUACUGAGAAUAAGACGCCGUUGAAAGAUCGCGAUGCGAGGAUUGCGACGAUUGUUUGGGGCAGGCAGGUGCCGCCGUGUGGGGAUUCUGAGACCUCGGACAUUUGGGGGUGCAAUUUGUUUGUUUACGACCAGGGGGCGAAAGUGAUUGAUAUCAAGACUCCUAGCGAGAAAUAUGACUUGAAGACACUUGCUGGGGGUGUGACUUUCGAUCAGAUCCAGUUGUGCUCUGGUUAG
Aspergillus steynii IBT 23096 is the source of this 774-nucleotide messenger RNA. RefSeq lists its product as uncharacterized. NCBI's taxonomy places the organism in Eukaryota, Fungi, Ascomycota, Eurotiomycetes, Eurotiales, Aspergillaceae. Bases 1 to 774 code for a protein of 257 amino acids. The record is from RefSeq and is a predicted model, not a curated record. The transcript is spliced from 2 exons.